GGCGGGACUUCCGCCUGCUGCCGGAAAGGAGGAUGUGUUUGUGAGUUUGGAGGGAAUUUCAAUGAAAACAGUCGCGCUGGUUCCUCGAUAACUAUGAUAAACAAAUAUAACAUAUGAACGGAUAACGCUGGCCAUGGAUCGAAAGGCGGAGAGGCUCGUGAGUCAGCUGUGUAAAGCAGUGAAGGAUGGAGACCCGAGAUCUGUGCUGCUGCUUCUUUCACAAGGUGCAUGCCCCGACCUGGUGGGUGGUAAAGGGGUGGCUGCCUUACACUUGGCUGCUGGCAAAGAGACUGAGAAGAACACACGCUGCCUGAAGAUGUUGCUGCAAUAUGGAGCGGACCCCAAUAUCAGGUCAUCAGACGGCCUGACUCCUCUUCACAUUGCUGCACUGUGGGGAUGUUAUCAAAAUCUGAAGCUGCUCUUGAUGAACGGAGGGAACCCAAACAUUAAAGAUAAUGAAGGGAAUGCACCAGGGCAGCUCGCAGAGCAACAGGAGAAUCGAAAAUGUGCCCAGCUCCUUCAGGAGCACCAGUCCAGCUCAGUGGAGACAGAGGAGGACGACUUACCUCAAUUCCAAUACUCUGUGUAUUCAGACCAAACAGACACAUCCAGCUAUCCUGAGUCAGACUACAGCUUCAGUUCCCGCUCUUCUAUGAUAAGUGACUUCGGUGAAGCCCUAUUGAGCAGCACAAGGCACUCAUCAUUUUUCAACCUGUCAAACAUUAAUGGAAGGCCAGAGUGCAGAGGAAUAUCAUAUAACAGACUUUCUGACAUGGACACUAAGAGGCAUCUCAGCCAGGACUGGAACAAUGCCUCCUCACAUCGGGCAUCUGAAGGUCCCUCCAUACUAUCAAGCACUCGCAUGUCUGCAGCGGGACCUGCAGCUGCAAUGCCGACUCUUAAGGAGGAGGAUUUAUGUACUGAUGAUGGUGUGUUCACAUCAAAAGCAAGUGAACAUGUUGCCACAACUGAUGGCAGAGUCUCCCCCUCCAGAAGAGACACUCUCCAAGCGUUUCUCUCCAGGCGAGCGAGUCGUAAGAGUGUGAGCUUCAGAAAUGUGGAUGAGUAUUUCCCUGUUUUUAGUCCUGAAUCCCCCAAACAGCAACUUGGUGUUGACGGAGGCGGCCAGUGCUCCAGCAACUUAUCUUUUGACAUGUCUGAGUACACUGACUUCCUGGAUUCCGAUCGCAUGGCCACUGUUUUACACAAGCAGGGCAUCGACGUCACAUCUCCGGAUCACGUUUAUGUUUUUUGCAGGGAGAGCAGCGGGAGUGCAGAGGAGGACAUGGAGAAAACGGUCAUCAGUCCCUGUGAUUUGGAAGAGAGUGAUGAUGAACGUGUAAAAGAGGCUCAGGUGGAUAUAGCAGAUCGGCCAGCCCGUUGCCACGUUGGCAGCAGUAGCAGCGGUUCUGGUAGUAGUCAUUAUAGUAGCUGUGAAAGCGAUGACCAUUACACCAGUGCUCUGGAUGCUUCUAUACACCCCAGGCAUCGUUUACUCCCCAAGGUAAAGGAGGUUUCUCUUGAGGCUGAAUCUGACAAAGAGAUUCAGAUUUGUACAGACUCUGAUUGGAAUCUUCCACCUGUUCAAACAGAACCACAGGUAGAUUCAAAACCUGAAACUAAAGAGCAUGCACCAGGUAUGUGUGACAAACUGGAAGAACACCCAAACAGUGUAUUGUUUGAGGCUUGUAAUGGUGCUGUUGUGGACACUUCAAGUGAAUGUGGUGUUGACACCCCAUUGAAUGAUGCAGCUGAGGCGUUACAGGAAAACGUCCACCUCCCGUUCACUCCAAGUCCUUUUGUAACAGGCAGGACUCGCUCCCGGUUGAGUCGCUGCUCAUUGAGAACAAGCCAAACCCCCGAAAGCCUCCUCGCCACGUCUUCUCUGUUUGAAGAGACCCUCCCCACACCGUUUCGAACACGCCGCCAGACGCCCAGAUCUCAGAGCAGUGAAGACUUUUACAGUUCACCACAUGCACCUUAUUACACACCAUCCUAUGCAGACAGUAGCGCGGGACUUGCCUCCUUGUUGCCUGCUGAUUGCCAGGACACACAGUCCAGCACCCUCAGAGCCGGUUCAAGUGUUAGCGAUAGCCAAGCCGACACUCUCGUCCUCUCCAAGAGCGUAACCGAUUCUGCUUCUGAAUCGCAGACUUUGUCUGACACAGUCAUACUGGAGGAAAAGCAGGACUCUUCAAUGGAUGCUUAUGAGAGAAACCUUGCAGAGGUCAUAAUGGCCAUGCGAGGCCAUAAUCUUGUUGAAGGUAGGGACUUUCUGACUGAUGAUGUGACUAGUACAGAUGAGGCAACAACAGAGAGAAACGUAAAUGAUGCUUCUGGUCAGGACAAAGUAGAAAGCCCAAAAGACGCCUGGAUCACUGAGGACUACAGCUCUCAGCUGGACUCUGUCUCAUCUUCAUCCAGCUCCACCUAUUUUUCCCCAAGGAGGUCCAGGGAAGAUUCCGACCUUCCUUGCACUCCAGGCACCGGAUGCACCCCCAGGUACAGCAUGAGCCGGCUGUCGAGCUGCCGCAGGCCGCAACACCUGGCCAGCCUGUCUUACACCCCUGGAGGGCGUCCGCUCAUUCAGGAUCUGGACGAACCGGUGGAGUACCUCUACACCGACUCGGAACAGGGCCACAAGCUGAUCGAGACUCACGUCCCGCCUACGGCGAACACCUCACUCAGCGCCAGCAUGAGUACCAGCAGCAGCAGCGAGGAUACCAUCCUUUAUGACUGGCGCUCCACGCAGACUGACAUGAGGAACGGAGGAAAGGAGAACCAGAAGCCCCAGAUGGUGCCGCAGAAGGAGGAAAAUGACGAGGACAGACUGUUGCCGGAGACCAAAGGGUUGACUGACAGGGAGCUGAGAUCGAGGCUAGUAGAGAUGGGGGAGAGCCCGGGCCCUAUCAGCUGCCGUACCAGACCCACCUACAUGCGAAGGCUGUGCCGUCUGUUGCAGGAGUCAAAAUCCCAAUCAGCACAUCCCCAGCAGCAGUUAGACCAGCCACAGACAGAUUUAGGUUAUAGUCCAGAAUUGUGUCGCGCCCUGCGGAUUUUCGAGCUGCCUGACUGCCAGGCUGACGAGCAGGCUUUGUGCCAGCAGUUUGACCAGCCAGAUCAAAACAGGAAGUGGAGGGAGGGCAUCAUCAAGUCCAGCUUCAACUACCUGCUGCUCGACCCAAGAGUGACAAAAAACCUCCCGUUCCGCAGUCACACCAUGACUCCACACGAGUGUUUCCACACAUUUAUCCACGCUAUAUUUUAUGUGGGCAAAGGAAAGCGCUCCCGUCCCUACAGCCACCUGUAUGAGGCUUUAGAGUACUUCAAAGGAGACAAGACUUCCAAGAAACUGUGCUCCAAAGUGCAGCACAUUCUUCAGGUGUGGAACGGCGAGCAGGGUGUCAUCUCUCUGCAUUGUUUCCAGAACGUCAUUCCAGUAGAGGCUUACACAAGAGAGGCCUGCAUGGUGGAGGCCAUCGGGUUGAAGAUGCUCACCAAUCGGAAGCGAGGCGAUUUUUACGGCGUGGUGUCCAACUGGCAGUUGAAGAAGAAACGGGACUUAGGCGUCCACCUGCUCUACCGGGCCAUGCAGAUCUUCCUGGCAGAGGGUGAAAGACAGCUCAGACCAGCAGACAUCAGACAGUAGUGACCCCCACUGGAGGGGGGUAAGAACAGCAGUCGAAUGCACAGAUGG
This is a messenger RNA of Sebastes umbrosus (honeycomb rockfish), 3697 nucleotides long. RefSeq names its product ankyrin repeat and LEM domain containing 1 (gene ankle1). The transcript is spliced from 10 exons. Gene Ontology annotation, molecular function: endonuclease activity; protein binding. The coding region runs from base 134 to 3649 and encodes 1171 amino acids. NCBI's taxonomy places the organism in Eukaryota, Metazoa, Chordata, Actinopteri, Perciformes, Sebastidae. The record is from RefSeq and is a predicted model, not a curated record.